CCGGUGGCCGCGGGGGGCGAUCCGCGCGCGGUGCGGGUGGCGGAGCAAGCCUGUCGUGGACCCCAGCCCCGGCCGGCCUCUCGCCAGCGUCAUGGCCAGCCCGAGGACCCGGAAAGUUCUGAAGGAGGUCAGGGUGCGGGACGAGAACAAUGUCUGUUUUGAGUGUGGUGCUUUCAACCCCCAGUGGGUCAGUGUGACCUACGGCAUCUGGAUCUGCCUGGAGUGCUCGGGGAGACACCGCGGGCUGGGCGUGCACCUCAGCUUCGUGCGCUCGGUCACGAUGGACAAGUGGAAGGACCUGGAGCUGGAGAAGAUGAAGGUCGGGGGCAACGCCAAGUUCCGGGAGUUCCUGGAGUCCCAGGCCGACUACGACCCCUGCUGGUCCUUGCAGGACAAGUACGAGAGCAGGGCCGCGGCCCUCUUCAGGGACAAGGUGGCCACCCUGGCUGAAGGCAGAGCGUGGUCUCUGGAGUCGUCGCCUGCCCAGAACUGGACCCCACCCCAGCCCAGGACGUCGUUGGCCACUGCCCACCGGGCCUCCGGGCAGACUCAGAACGUGGCCGCAUCCGCAGACAAGGCCUUCGAGGACUGGCUGAACGACGACCUCAGCUCCUACCAGGGGGCCCAGGAGAAUCGCUACGUGGGGUUUGGGAACACGGUGCCGCCUCAGAAGAGAGAGGACGACUUCCUGAACAGUGCCAUGUCCUCGCUCUGCUCGGGUUGGAGCAGUUUUACCACCGGAGCGAGCAAGUUUGCCUCAGCGGCUAAGGAGGGCGCUACAAAGUUCGGAUCCCAGGCCAGUCAGAAGUUUUGGGGUCACAGGCAGCAGCCAGAGCCGGCCUCUGAGUUGGGCCACAGCCUGAACGAGAACAUUCUCCGACCAGCUCAGGAGAAGGUGAAGGAGGGAAGGAUUUUUGACGAUGUGUCCAGUGGGGUCUCUCAGUUGGCGUCCAAGGUCCAGGGAGUGAGCAGCAAAGGCUGGAGGGACGUCACCACCUUCUUUUCUGGGAGAGCAGAGGAGAGCUCCCAGAACAGCGGUGGGGACGGCGUGCAGGGCAGUGCCCUGGACCAGAGCUUCUGGGAGACCUUCGGCAGCCCCGAGCCCCCCAAGGCCAAGUCCCCAAGCAGCGACAGCUGGACCUGCGCCGACGCCUCGGCCGAGAAGCGGAGCUCGGACAGCUGGGACGUGUGGGGCUCGUCCGCCAGGAACAGCAACAGCGACGGCUGGGAGAGCGGCGAGGGCGCCAGCGGCGAGGGCAGGGCCAAGGCCGCCAAGAAGGCAGUGCCGGCCCCCGCCGAGGAGGACUGGGACAACCAGAACUGGUAGGGCGAGCCGCAGGCGCCCGCCAUUGUGCACUUUGCCCCAUCCUCCUCCUCCCCUUUGACCCCAGAACCAGCGACUGUCUCGGGGGACACCGGGCUCGGCACCGCCUGCCUGGCAUGGAGCGCCUCGGCGCGUGGGCAGGCGUCCGUGCGUCCCCGCUGGACCCAGAGCGGCCCUCGGACUCCGUGGGGCUGGGCGCGAGGCCCCGUCGCGGGCGGCCCCGGGGGC
Messenger RNA from Lepus europaeus (European hare), 1552 nucleotides. RefSeq names its product ADP ribosylation factor GTPase activating protein 1 (gene ARFGAP1). The transcript has 14 exons. NCBI's taxonomy places the organism in Eukaryota, Metazoa, Chordata, Mammalia, Lagomorpha, Leporidae. Bases 92 to 1327 code for a protein of 411 amino acids. The record is from RefSeq and is a predicted model, not a curated record. Gene Ontology annotation, cellular component: Golgi membrane. Gene Ontology annotation, biological process: regulation of ARF protein signal transduction; regulation of endocytosis. Gene Ontology annotation, molecular function: GTPase activator activity.